This is a messenger RNA of Sitophilus oryzae (rice weevil), 730 nucleotides long. RefSeq names its product serine protease persephone-like. The transcript is spliced from 5 exons. The record is from RefSeq and is a predicted model, not a curated record. Lineage: Eukaryota; Metazoa; Arthropoda; Insecta; Coleoptera; Curculionidae. Gene Ontology annotation, biological process: proteolysis. Gene Ontology annotation, molecular function: serine-type endopeptidase activity. The annotation marks the transcript as partial.
GAAGGAUCAUCAUGUGUUCAGUUAGGAAGUCCUGGGAUAUGCAAAAGGAUAACAGAGUGCGAGGAAGCAAUGGAUUCGUUGAAAAGACAUGGAAAACAUGACCUUUUGAGGUGUGGAUUUGUUAAAGAUGAAGAGGUGGUUUGCUGUCAUGGAUUCUUUUUUGACCGAAAUCCUACGAUAGAAAGAACGACAGUAGACAGUAGAACAGUGUGGAGCACUAAUGACAUUGAUGAUGGCAAAAAACCAAACGGGAAACGCAUGAGUGAAAGAAUGUGUGACAAAUAUAUAAAAGAAUAUAAGAUAAAACCCGAGAUAAAUUUCCAUAUAAUCAACGGAGAAGAUGCUAAAAUUGGCAGAUUUCCCCAUAUGGCCGCUUUAGGUUUUCGAAGCGAUUCCGACGAGAAUAUAAUAGAAUUCAACAGAUGCUCGGGAUCAUUAAUUUCAACCAAAUUUGUCCUAACAGCGGCCCACUGUAUGUUCUGUGCCAUCUGUAAAAACCCAGUGUUGGUUCGUUUUGGAGUGAUCAACAUCACUGAUACUAAGGACGCACAAGAUAUAGAAGUAAAAAACGUAAUACUGGGAGAUUACAACUACACGUCAAAACACAACGAUAUCAGCUUGAUCGAGCUGAUGAAGGACGUAACAACAUCCAGGACAGUCUAUCCAGCUUGUUUGUAUACCUCGCCUGAUGAUCCUAUUAGUUUGAUCAUAACUGGAUGGGGAAAUACAG